AUGAUUCAAUAUUUUAGUCAACGUUUCGUACGUGAUCGAUCACAAAAUGUGUACUGGAUUUGGGGCAGCUCUAGGUAUAAAAUAAACGUUGAGGACCUAAAUUUCGUUGACAGAGAAAGGAGCAGAAGAGAAGACCCUCGGCCACCGCCCAUCGUCGUGCGGUUCGUCCGCCAGACGGUACGCGAUGAGAUCAUUCGGCUGCGCAAAUUAAAGAGAGAUUUCUCAACAGGGGGCAGCUCUAGGUAUAAAAUAAACGUUGAGGACCUAAAUUUCGUUGACAGAGAAAGGAGCAGAAGAGAAGACCCUCGGCCACCGCCCAUCGUCGUGCGGUUCGUCCGCCAGACGGUACGCGACGAGAUCAUACAAUACCUUCUUUCCUUGGAGAUAAGAGGUAUCACGGCUAAUCCGGGUGAAACGACAGAGGGCCUAGUUUGCUCCAUAGGGCUAGCUCUAGGUAUAAAAUUAAACAUUGAGGACCUAAAUUUCGUGGACAGAAAAAGGAGCAGAAGAGAAGACUCUCGGCCACUGCCCAUCGUCGUGCGGUUCGUCCGCCAGACGAGCUCUGCUCGCUCUCGGCUGCAGUAUGCUUUGGACAUUCUAAGCCCCGAUUCUCAUUCCACGGCCACUAUUUUCCUCUCUCUUCUUAUUCUCGAGCAUCUCUCAAGAUCUGGUGUAGGUGGGGACCCCCUCCCCCCGUAUCCGAAUGUUGCCAGCGGGUGCGAUACUACUCAGGUAACAGCCAUCAAAUUAAAUAUAGACUUCCAGAAAGGUGUCUUUAACAUAACUUAUUAUGGUUUGGCCCUUACUAGAUCUCAGAUGGAUCUCAUUAACAGUUGCGAUCCAAGUGACGUAAAAAGAUACCUUAAUGUAGUCGGUGAUCCAUUUGUAUUGUCGAUAUCGAGAGCGGCACGUCACAGUAAGAAGAUGGAGAUUGUUUCCACUAAAAAUAAACGUCGGAAUGGUUACGAAGUGGUCUUUCAAUACGGCUUUAAGACAUUUAGUGGAAAGAAGCCAGCCAGAAUCCGGGUGUCAACUCUGCUUAAAAUUUACGGCCUAAGGGAUAUUCCUACAAGAUCUGGAGACACAGAGGAAUUGCUUAUUCAAAUUGAUGUGAAGGAAAAGAAACACAGGCUGAGGAUUUCUUGGCCAGGUAAAUUUACUGGAUUGGGUUCAUCAUUUUCAGCCGUCAUUCAAUCUGAUGCCAUCAUAAUUCCGGUACAUGCCGAAUUACUUCAAGUUAGGCUUAAAGGAUUUAUUGCCUUAGAUACAUCAUCAACCAGUUCUUACCAGUAUAUUUUUAUCAACAGGAAGUUUGUUCAAUUCCAAUUUCCGUAUUCCCUCAUGAACCGAAUACUUUCCACAAUAUUCGGUAUUACCACAAUGGAAACCUUAGAAUACCUGGAUAGACAAUUUUUUAAAUAUGUAUUAUGUAUCGAAUGCCCAGCCACCUAUUGCAAGAUUCAUUACGGUCCCUUUAUUCCGGAAAUUAGAUUAAAAAAUCUGACACCAGUUGUUGCAUGCUUCAAUGUUUUGUAUAAAAACAUCGAAAUGAUGUAUAACCUCAAGAAAAUGUGCCGAUAUAACCGGCAGAGAUUAGGGCAGAAGUUCAAAAUGACAAUUAAAGACAGAUUGGAAGCAUACAGGUAUAAGCUGAUGUUAAUACUUGAUUAUUCAUGGGAACAGGAUUUUGAAUUUCUUAUUGAGCCCAUACAAUCCUUGAAAGACAAUCAGUGUUUCAAUAUUGAUGAUACCAGCAAAUAUUUACACCGGCUUUUGCUAACAGUAAGAACACAAUUUGGAGCUUUCCGGUUGACUAUAUUUGAUGAAUAUUUUGAAACGACCGAGGAAGCUUUACUACAAUAUAUAAGCAACACCCCUACCCUAGAAGUUACUACAGCUCUAUUAAGAACAAAUUGCGUAUCUGUACAUGAUUCAACAAUACUAGAGGUGGAGAACGGACUAAGCGAAAUGCACUUGGAGGAAUCACGUAAUACAGAUAGUGGAGGGGGUUUUUCAACGAAGGCGACUAUACCAACUUUAUACAGUGACAUUAGGACUAUUCCCAAGGAUUCAUUCCGACAUAUGAAAGUUGUUGGACAACUUGAUACAAAGUUUAUCAUUUGUGAAUUGAAGGAAGAGCAAGGACGAAAUGAAACCGGAUUCAUUAUAUUUGACCAGCAUGGAAUCGAUGAAAGGAUCCGUCUCGAAGAUUUUUCAAACAACUGUCAUUACGUAAAAAAAGGCGAAGACGGCGCAUAUCGCUAUAAAGGGAUGGGUUUCCACCAGCAACGUCGGCACGCACUAGCGCCAACUCGCACCGCGGUUCUUCACUGUUAA
Nezara viridula (southern green stink bug) is the source of this 2337-nucleotide messenger RNA. The record is from the annotation of a GenBank genome assembly. Lineage: Eukaryota; Metazoa; Arthropoda; Insecta; Hemiptera; Pentatomidae.